This is a messenger RNA of Humulus lupulus (European hop), 1362 nucleotides long. Its product is annotated as 2-alkenal reductase (NADP(+)-dependent)-like. Lineage: Eukaryota; Viridiplantae; Streptophyta; Magnoliopsida; Rosales; Cannabaceae. Gene Ontology annotation, molecular function: oxidoreductase activity, acting on the CH-CH group of donors, NAD or NADP as acceptor. Bases 112 to 1161 code for a protein of 349 amino acids. The transcript has 5 exons. The record is from RefSeq and is a predicted model, not a curated record.
GGAUAUGUUUUUCUUCUUUUUCUUAUCUAUAAAUAGUUAUUGAUGAACAGAGAAUAGAUAUAUAAAACACUUAGUCAGUAACAAAGGCUUAUAUUCCAGUUUUAAAAAAAAAUGGAAGUAAUCAACAGAUAUGUCACAACAAAGAGUCACAUAAAUGGGACUCCAAAAGAGUCAGAUUUUGAGAUUAAGUCUUCAACUCUUGUUGUAUCAGCAGAGCCUGGUUCAAACGAUGUCGUUUUGAAGAAUCUGUAUGUGUCUAUUGACCCAUACCAGAUAAACCGCUUCAAGAGUUACAGUUCCUCUCAGGAGAGCAUAAGUGAUGCAAUGGCCAUAGCUCCCGGUGAGGUUAUUAGUGCUCAUGGGGUGGCCAAAGUUGUGGCUUCUGAGAAUGCUGAGUUUGAAAAGGAUGACUUGGUUGUGGGAAUGGUUUGUUGGGGAGAGUAUACUGUGAUAAAAGGAGAUCAAUACAUGUUGAGGAAACUUGACCCCAUGGCUAUGGGGUUUCCAUUGUCAUAUCAUAUUGGAGCUUUUGGGACAAGUGGAUUGACAGCUUAUAGUGGGCUAUUUGAAGUGGGCAAGCUUAGCAAGGGUGAGAAAGUGUUUGUCUCAGCAGCUGCUGGGUCAGUAGGCCACCUUGCUGGCCAAUAUGCUAAACAAUUGGGCUGUUAUGUUGUUGGUUGUGCUGGAAGUAAGGAAAAGGUAGCAUUGCUAAAGGAGAAACUUGAUUUUGAUGAAGCAUUCAACUACAAGGAUGAGCCUAACUUAAAAUCAACCAUAAAAGAGUACUUUCCGGAUGGAAUAGACAUUUACUUUGACAAUGUGGGAGGUGAGAUGCUAGAAGCAUCAAUUGCUAACAUGAAAAACUUUGGUCGAGUCGUGGCUUGUGGGGCCAUAUCCGAGUACACAAACACAAAUAAGCCAGCUGCAUUGAACAUGGUCGAAAUUAUAUACAAGAGAAUCAUGAUUCGAGGAUUUUUGGUGACUGACUUUUUCAAUAUCUAUCCAGAUUUUCUUUCAUUCACUGUGAAUCACCUUCGUAAGGAUAGUCUUAAGACACUCGAAGACAUCUCAGUUGGUUUGGAGAGCAUUCCAAAUGCUUUUCUUGGACUCUUUCAUGGUGCCAACAUUGGUAAGAAGAUUGUCAAACUAGCAGAUGAUUGAAUUAAUUGAUCAAUUAAAAUGGAAGAGGAGACACUAUAUAUUGGUUCAAAUGAACUUAUUUGUAUAAUGAGUUUCAUGAUUCCUAGAAACAAUUAAAUAUAAAUUGAUGAAUUCUUACCUAUGAGUGGUCAUUAUUAUGCCAUUUGUAGUCCUUACCUUCGAAACAUUCACUUAAAGUAUUUGGGCUUCUUAUUUAUGAUA